This is a messenger RNA of Suillus fuscotomentosus, 174 nucleotides long. RefSeq lists its product as uncharacterized. The transcript has a single exon. The annotation marks the transcript as partial. NCBI's taxonomy places the organism in Eukaryota, Fungi, Basidiomycota, Agaricomycetes, Boletales, Suillaceae. The record is from RefSeq and is a predicted model, not a curated record.
GGGAUUGUUGCCAUUUGUUCGCAAAACUCGCCUCAGUUGCAAACUUUGCCACCACCCUCAUAUGAUGAAAUCCGUGAUGCCGUUUGUGGCGUCUUUACUGGCCAUAAUCAGUCCCCCACGCGAGAGACAUCGAGAAAGAUGCGAGUGAUUCUUGUCACCAAGACUAUUGUGUAG